CACAAAAGAAAAAGAAAAGAAAGGUUAGUUUAUAUGUAUUCAACUAUGCUAAGUCCCAUCUCUCCAGAGUUUUAUAUUGAUGAUUGAUUAGCAACUUUCUCAAAGAUCUCUUUACCACACCUGAGUAAAAAUAAAAAAUAAAAAAAAACCUAAGGAGAAAAAAAGAUAAUACCAUUUACAUUAGACUGAUUUUUGACGUGAGUCUGCUUUAGUACCUAAUAUGCUAUGUCCAUUUAAAAUUCUUUUUACAUGGUCUGAAAUUUUGUUUUCUUAGCAGGUUUCAACUUCUCUUAAUCUACCUCCCCCCAAAUUUUAAAAUAUUUUCUUGUUGUUAUUUUUAUUUUUAGCCCUCUCUCUUACCCAUAUUAUUCUCCACCCUUUUUCAGUAUGGUUUCUGUUCUGGAUUCAACGGGAAUGUAGAUUUCCUUCAACCACUUCAUACCCGUUUCUUAGUUGAGACAGAUUGCCAGAGUCCAGUGUCAUCUUACAGAUUCUGUUGGUGUCAAAGGAUGUUGCUUCUUUAUAUUGUGCUAAGAAAGCCCUUGUUUUGUAUGGCUGUCUGUGACACGUUUCUGGAUGACAGCAGCAAUAAUGCCUUCUACUUUCUAGGCAGAAGAGAGGCAAAGAGAGGAGCAGCUGGUCUCAUUUGACAGCCAUGAGGAGUGGAACCAGAUGCAGAGCCAGGAGGAUGAAGUGGCCAUCACUGAGCAGGAUUUGGAACUUAUUAAAGAAAGAGAAACAGCAAUUCGGCAGCUGGAGGCUGACAUUUUGGAUGUCAAUCAGAUAUUUAAAGAUUUGGCCAUGAUGAUCCAUGACCAAGGUGAUCUGAUUGAUAGCAUAGAAGCCAAUGUGGAAAGCUCAGAGGUACACGUUGAAAGAGCCACUGAACAGUUACAGCGAGCUGCUUAUUAUCAGAAAAAAUCUCGCAAGAAGAUGUGUAUCCUGGUGCUUGUCCUUUCAGUGAUUGUUGUAAUCUUGGGACUCAUUAUCUGGCUAGUUUACAAAACGAAGUGAUUGCCUCUGAUCCUUCUCUCACUGAGCUGUUUUCAUGGGCAAGUUGGAGUCUUGCCAGAACAAACUGAUCACAAGAAGACAGCAUACACCAGAGCGUCCUGUAAUAAUUUAGUUAGAAACUAACUACUAACUAGUCUUUGGAAUUAGUGACCUAUGGAGACAGUGUUUAUCAAUUUAUUGAUUUUAUUUCUCAAAUUAGGAAUUAACUUAUGUGGAUUUUGCUUUCUCUUGUAUUCUGAUUGCCCUUCAUCAUCCCAAGUGUUUACUGAAAAUUCCAUUCUAGAUACUCUUGUUUUGACAAAUGACACUACAGUCUUGUAAUAUUGUCUUUUAUGUAUAUACAAAAUUUACCUUUUGACUAGCAACUGAGAUAGAAUUACUUUCUGGCACCCAGUAUAUUGGAGUCUUUCAGAAACUGUAUAAUAGGCUAGCAGUUUUUAUUAUUUAACAUUUUCGUUUGAAUUUCUAAGAAGCCUAUUCUCUAUCUAUUUUGAAAGAUUUUGGUACUAUAUUUAAUUUAAAGGUAACAAAUAGUACAUGUGAUCCAGAGUAAAUGAGAAGUCUCUAUCUGAGCUGGUCAGUUACAUGUUACUAAUCUGGGUUUAAAGUUUACUUCAUUAUCUGCUAGUGUCAUCCACAGCAGUUCCUCCUCAUCCACACUAAGCCAUCUUGUUAGCUUUUUAAAGAAGUUAAUUUAAUUAACAUUACUAUACUCUAUGGGGUCCCUCUCCCACCUGUCUGCAUAGAAAGGGAGAAUUAGACAUAGCAUGUUUUUGAAAAGCAAAUAGGAAUUGUUGGGAAUGAUUUAAUCUUUUCGUUGUUGUUCACUUGUGGUUCUACAUUCCUGGUGAAUGAUGAAUGUUGCUGUCAAAGUACUGCCCCCUACCUUAUAGGGGUUGCUGGGCAUUUGAAGACUGGAAGAUUUUUAAAGAUAGAUUGAGGUUGGUUUAAAAUUUAGUCCUGUGAACCAACAAUAAAGCAAAGAACAGGUUCAUUUUUUGUAAAUAAUACUGGUUUUGAAUAGUGAUAUUAGACUUAACCUAAUUUAUAAACAAGAGAUUAAUCUCUCCAUGCAUAGUUUUAGGCAAAAAAAAAGUGUUUCAAUAAAAUUGCUGUCUUGUAAUAUAAAUGUUGUCCACUUCCCUUUUUCACAGGCCUAGAAUAGUUAAAGGGAACAAUUUGUUUAGGAUCCCAGAUAAAUGUGAAUCUGGCCAACAACUUUGGUUCAUCCUUUAGUGAAUUAGAGGAUUUGGUUACCCUGAGUAUAUUUAUAUUCAUUUCUCCCAUUGUCCUUCUGUUAUUAUUCUAAACUAAACUAAUGUGAACAGUAGGGAAACAAGGGCCCAAAUGCAUAAGUUUCUUUGCACUCUUGCACUUACUUAAUACAAAUAAAUGUUUUCUAAAGCUUU
Messenger RNA from Saimiri boliviensis boliviensis (Bolivian squirrel monkey), 2423 nucleotides. The record is from RefSeq and is a predicted model, not a curated record. NCBI's taxonomy places the organism in Eukaryota, Metazoa, Chordata, Mammalia, Primates, Cebidae.